Messenger RNA from Megalopta genalis, 1502 nucleotides. Its product is annotated as CG1567-like. The record is from RefSeq and is a predicted model, not a curated record. NCBI's taxonomy places the organism in Eukaryota, Metazoa, Arthropoda, Insecta, Hymenoptera, Halictidae. Gene Ontology annotation, biological process: cell communication. Gene Ontology annotation, cellular component: membrane.
UCCUCAGUCUUGACUCGGUAGUCAAGCAAAGAUGAUACUGCUGGUCGCUUGUCUCAGCCUUCUAAUUGGCCCCGGUGAACUGGGCCUGCUGAACAAUGGCCCUUCCGUCGGCGUGACAGCUGUUCUAGGACUCGGUGCGCUACCUUUUGGAUUAGCCGCUGGACCCAGGUACGUCCCGAAAUGGAAAAAGCAGGCCUGCGAAAUACCGGCUUCUCAGCAUCCGAACUCUCACUACGUUUGCGACGAGGCCGGCGAAGUAAAAUGCUUGCCAGGAUGGACCGGCGAUUUGUGCGACGUGCCAAUCUGUCGGAAGGGCUGCGACCCUCUUCAGGGUUACUGCCGUCGACCCGGCGAAUGUCGCUGCAAAUUGGGCUUCUAUGGCGAGCUCUGCGACAAGUGUGUGGCUCUGCCGGGAUGUCAGCAUGGCAGCUGUAACGUGAGCUUCGAGUGUUCCUGCGACCCAGGAUGGAAAGGUAUGUUCUGCUCGGAGCCGAUUUGCGCGACCGAUUGUCUGGCCAGCCAGGGGUACUGCGAGAAGCCCGGCGAGUGCAGGUGUCGUUUGGGUUGGCAAGGACCGAAGUGCAAACAGUGCGCCGUUCUACCAGGAUGUGUACACGGGACAUGUCAAGGACCUCUCGAAUGUCGCUGCGAACCUGGAUGGACUGGUCUUCUUUGCCAAACGCCACUCUGCUCGCAAGGAUGCAGCCGCGAGCACGGCGGCUGUCGUCGCCCGGGCACCUGCAGGUGCCGCGUCGGCUGGACAGGUCCGAACUGCACCGAAUGCGUCGGUUAUCCCGGCUGCGUCCACGGGUCCUGCAAGCGUCCAUGGGAGUGCCGCUGCGAGCCAGGCUGGGCGGGCGACCUCUGCGACGAGAAGCUGACAUACUGCGACGAGCAUCCUGUAACAUGCCGCAACAAUGCAACUUGCAUCAGCAUGACGAAGGAGGACGGCAACUACAGAUGCGUGUGCCCCCUCGGCUACAUGGGACGCCAGUGUCAAAUUAAGACAAUGGUCCCGUCGACGGACCUGAUGCCACCGUUGCCGGAUUCGGCCGAUUUGGAGGCGAAGCCGCAGAUGAUUCUACUGAAGCCGGAACUGUCCGAGGGCUCGCAGAGCCACGACAAGGACGCGGACGCCGCGAAAGAGGAGCAACAAACUGCCGAACCUCUCGGGCCCAUCGUUAUCACCGAUCCGUCGACUAUCGAUCCCGCGGCCACCGUGGGGAAAUGGCCAACCGAGUCGCCGACGGAACCGCCGUCCCCGGAAAGGGACGACGAAAACGAAGCAUAAGACGCGGCCAAACGGCGCGCGCCUCGUCGACUGUUAUUUAUUUAAUUUAAUUUAUUUAUUCACGUGUGCACCAUCGGGCCGUGUAUCAGCGGUACAACCGAUUAAGAUUUCUUUUUUCUUUUUUUUUAGCUAUUUCUAAGUGAUAUUAAGCUAGGAUAAACGAUGUAGCGAGCAGAAUCCUGCGAGGUAAAUAAAUACAAUCAAAAGAUGA